AACUGUCUGCCAGGAUGUGCAACCUGUUCUCCUCUGAAUGGCUGUCUGUCCUGUAAGCCUCGCUUCUUCUUCCACCUGGUGCUGGAGGGGAUCCGGCAGAGGGGCGUGUGUCUUACCUCCUGUCCUCGGGGUCACUAUGGCGUGCGCUCUCCACACGUCAGUGUUUGCAUCAAGUGCAAACCAGACUGUGCCUCAUGCUUCAGCGAGCAUUUCUGCACACGGUGUCACCCGGGUAGCUUCCUGUUCCAAGGGAAAUGUGGAAACAGCUGUCCAAAUGGAUUGGCAGCCAUUACAGAGCUCAGAGAGUGUGCAGAGUGUCCUGCAGGCUGUGAGCUGUGUGUGAGCAGGAAUGCAUGCGAGAGAUGCAGAGCAGAUAUGUACCGUCUGCACGGCCUCUGCCACCACACCUGCCCAGGAGGGUUCAUGCCUGACCUGCAGCUCAUGCGGUGCAACCCUCAAACAUGGCAGGGUGUGAAGGAGUGGAUUUUUCCAAUGCAAAGUUGAAGGGGAAAGCUAAAGAAGGCUCCACUACCCCAGAGUGUGCUAUCUGCCUGCAGAGCUGCGUUCAUCCCGUCUGUCUCCCUUGCGCCCAUGUCUUCUGCUUCCUGUGUGUAAAAGGCGCCUCCUGGCAGAGCAAGCGCUGCGCUCUCUGCCGACAGGAGAUCCCAGAAGACUUUUUGGAGCGACCGGUCCUCCUUUCUCCUGAAGAACUCAAAGCAGCAGCUGCAGGGCUCGGUGGGAGUGAGUCCCGUGGGGUCUACGCGUGGUACUACGAGGGCCUCAACGGCUGGUGGCAGUAUGACGGGAGGACCAGUGGAGAGUUGGAAGAAGCCUUUUUGAAGAACAAGAAAAGCAUUGAGAUGCUGAUUGCAGGCUUUCUGUAUGUGGCCGAUCUAGAGAAUAUGGUGCAGUAUCGCAGGAAUGAGCAUGGCCGUAGACGCAAAAUAAAGAGGGAUGUGGUGAAUAUCCCCAAAAAAGGAGUGGCAGGACUGAGGUUGGAAGCUCCUUCCAUCCCUACUUUAGCGGCUGUUGCCUCUGCGACAGUAGAACGCAUUAGCUCUGCUGAUGGAUCGGACACUGAAGGUCAGCCACAGUCUUCAUCUGUUGGAAUCAUAGCUUCUGUUACUCCUAUUAGACCCCAAACCCUGUUGGGACGCCACCUUAUCAGUCCUGCGUCUACAGCCCCUUCCUCCUUGGAACAGGUUUUCUCCCAGCUUCUAAUCAACCAGCCAGAGGGCGAAGAGGUGGAGGGUGACGAUGACUCACAGGCAUAUGAGAUUGCAUCAGGAAGUAGUGAUAUCGAAGAAGACUGUGACGAAGGGGGAGUAGAUUCUGCAGCACGGAGAAAACGCAGGCAUUGUCCGCUAAGAGAGAGUCAGCCAACCAGAAUCUCUCCUAGAGGAGGGCCGCCGAGCUCCGCCGUCAUCCCCCGCUGCCGCAGCCCAGACGGCAGUGCAGUGUGAAGAAAUGGUCCAUCCGGGAUUCUUCUGAGGAACUCCGAGCGAUCAUCCAGCCAAAGAAAUAUACAUUUUACACCACACCUGAAAGGAGCAUUCUUCAUUGCGUGCCAAAUAUAAUCUUCAUUUAAAAAUG
This is a messenger RNA of Oryzias latipes (Japanese medaka), 1593 nucleotides long. RefSeq names its product E3 ubiquitin-protein ligase rnf146. The record is from RefSeq and is a predicted model, not a curated record. Gene Ontology annotation, biological process: ubiquitin-dependent protein catabolic process; Wnt signaling pathway. Gene Ontology annotation, cellular component: cytoplasm; nucleus. Lineage: Eukaryota; Metazoa; Chordata; Actinopteri; Beloniformes; Adrianichthyidae. Gene Ontology annotation, molecular function: poly-ADP-D-ribose binding; ubiquitin protein ligase activity; zinc ion binding.